GGCCAGCUGAUGGCAGGCGGCAACUGACUCACCGACCGACCAGACCGACUCCGUGCUUGAACGAAUGAGCUCCGUCUAACCAAAGAAAGGGAAACGAGCGCGAGCAUCGUGCACGCACUGCAUUUAGUCAUUUCGCCUACGUUAUUAGUGAAUAGUGACAUGGAAGAUAUUGAUUAUCGAUAGAGGAUUACUUCGGCCGCCAAGGUUAAGUCAUUCUACUUGGUGAGGACGCGGCGCGCUCGCGAGACGAUGUGUGAUGUGGCGGCCAGGCGGUGCGCCGGUAUGACGGGGCCGGGCGAGGAGGCCCCAGCCCCGGCCGUUGGCGCCGCUGGCGAGGCCGUGGCCGCGGUCAGAUGAUGCUCCUCUGGCGCUGUGUGAUGCUGGUGCUGGCGGCGCGGGCAGCGGCGGCGGAGAGCAGCGCAGGCCCGGAGGCGGGCCCGGGGCCGCUGGCCGAGGCGGACGCGGCGCCUCCCCCGGAGCCGCCUCCGGGGCCCGCGCCCGACCCGGAGCCGGAGCCGGGCCUCCACCACCCGGAGGGGCUGCUGCCGGGCGGGCCGGCGCUGCGCAGCCCGCGCGUCGUGCACACGCGCUCGGGCCCGCUGCAGGGCCUCAUCCUGUCCAUGGACGGCGCGGGCGCGGGCCAGCGCUCGCUGCAGCCCGUCGAGGCCUUCCUGGGCGUGCCGUACGCCACGCCGCCCGUCGGCGGCAACCGCUUCAGCCCCACGCGCGCGCCCAGCCCCUGGGACGAGGUGCGCGUCGCGGACCGGGUGCGGCCCGCCUGCCCGCAGCGCCACCCGGACCUGCUCAACGAGACCGCCGCCAUGGAGAGGAUGCCGCGGGGGCGGCUGCUGCAGCUGCGCCGGCUGCUGCCCUACCUGCGCGCGCAGAGCGAGGACUGCCUCUACCUCAACAUCUACACCCCGGCACAGGGUGAGUUUCACAGACUGCGCUUGCGCUGCCGAGGCCAGAAGGACGAGGCCAGGGCGAGGCCAGGACGGGGCCAGGGCGAGGCCAGGACGGGGCCAGGACGAGGCCAGGACGAGGCCAGGAUGAGGCCAUAG
Frankliniella occidentalis (western flower thrips) is the source of this 1061-nucleotide messenger RNA. RefSeq names its product neuroligin-2-like. Gene Ontology annotation, molecular function: signaling receptor activity; neurexin family protein binding. The coding region runs from base 354 to 1061 and encodes 235 amino acids. Gene Ontology annotation, cellular component: synapse; postsynaptic membrane; cell surface. NCBI's taxonomy places the organism in Eukaryota, Metazoa, Arthropoda, Insecta, Thysanoptera, Thripidae. Gene Ontology annotation, biological process: synaptic vesicle endocytosis; neuron cell-cell adhesion; presynaptic membrane assembly. The transcript is spliced from 4 exons. The record is from RefSeq and is a predicted model, not a curated record.